Messenger RNA from Abrus precatorius (Indian licorice), 486 nucleotides. RefSeq lists its product as uncharacterized. The record is from RefSeq and is a predicted model, not a curated record. The transcript is spliced from 2 exons. Lineage: Eukaryota; Viridiplantae; Streptophyta; Magnoliopsida; Fabales; Fabaceae. The coding region runs from base 1 to 486 and encodes 161 amino acids.
AUGACGUUUGCUGUCAAAUAUUACAGCAUCCGAAGAGGUGUUCAAUAUAAAGUUUAUGAAUCUGACCACAUAAAAUUUUAUUGCAAGUGUGUGAAGUUUGGCAUUGACUGUAAUAUUGUUCAAAUGCAAACUGGACCAUAUUAUGUUGGUGAUGUUAUAGAUUCUGGUUGCUUUAUGUUCCAUCGUCUUUUCUGGAUGUAUCCACCAUGCAUAGAGACAUUUAAAUAUUGCAAAAAAUUGAUUUCAAUUGAUGGAACACACUUAUAUGACAAGUAUAGUGGAACAUUGUUGAUGACAAUUGCCCAAGAUGGUAACUCAAAUAUCUUGUCAAUUGCAUUUGCAGUGGUGGAGGGAGAGACAAAAGAAGCAUGGUCAUUUUUUCUAAGAAAUGUUUGUCAGCAUGUGACGCCACAAGAGGACAUUCUUGUCAUAUCUGAUAGGUAUCAUGCUAUCAAAGCAGCUUUAGAAGCUACAGAGAGUGAGUGA